Messenger RNA from Acanthamoeba castellanii str. Neff, 2367 nucleotides. RefSeq lists its product as uncharacterized. The transcript has 2 exons. The coding region runs from base 1 to 2367 and encodes 788 amino acids. Lineage: Eukaryota; Discosea; Longamoebia; Acanthamoebidae. The record is from RefSeq and is a predicted model, not a curated record.
AUGUCGUCGGUGGUGAAACGGGCCACGCGCUCGCUCUCCUUCCGGGCCAUGCGCAACAAGAACGAAAACAAACUCGAUCGCUCGACCUCAAUCUCGGCGUCAGACAGCGACAACGAGGACACCACGACCACCGCCAAUAGCAACUCAUCAUCCCCAUCUUCUCCCAUUCCAUCUCCAUCUUCAUCUUCUUCAAAGACGAGCAAGCACAAGAAGACGAAAUCGAAAUCCAAAAUCAAAUCGCCACGCUCGCCGCCUUCUCCAUCUUCGGCGUCAGGCGCGCCCGCGACAUCGUGUACGACUAUCCCCUCGCCCCGUUCGGCCACGUCGGCGCGACAAAGCGUCACAAUGAUGAUGAUGGUACCCUCGCCUGCAUCCUCGCCCGGCUGCCUCUCAUCCUCUUCAUCGACCGAGAUCGUAGCCGUCAACAAUUCGGCGGGAACCCGCAGCCGCGAGCAUCUUCAGGAGGAGAGCCGCGGGCGCAUCAACUCCAUCGCCCUCUCGCCUCGUCGGGCGGCGCUCGACGUUGAUGCGGACGACACCGGCUCCACCACGAUCAUCAAAUCAAAGAGCGCAGAAAGCGAAGCCGUGGCGGAAGAACGAAAGCGACGAGAAAGCGAAUGCGAAAGCGGGGAGGCCGUUUCCCGCAAGAAGGGGAGGGGGCGGGCCAACUCCACCCCCGCCCCGCGGCCCAGCAUCGUGCCGGGCCUCACCGGCCUCCACGCCCUCGCCCACAACGCACCGUCACCGUCGCCGUCGCCGCCGUCAACGUCCACGUCACCGUCGCCGCGCUCGCCCAAGGUGCUGGGCUCGUCCAAGUCGUCGUCGGCGGCCGCGUCGCAGGGCCGCAAGAGCGGCGGCAGCGGCGGCAAGCUCAAGCAAUCGAAGAGCGCGCGGGUGCCCAAGUCGGCGCGGGGCGAGGGCUGGAGCUUCACCUCGGCCCGCGCCACAGGCAUCGCCUCGUCGUCGCCGGCGUCGUCUUCGCUCUCCUCGACGCCGUCGGCUUCGUCUUCGCUUUCUUCGUCGUCUUCGCGUCUCGGGUCAUCGUCGUCGCGUCGCGCUGCCAGCGAGUCGUCGUCGCCGGUGGUCGAGGUGGUCUUUGCCAAGAGCGACGCGACGGCCUGGGUGCGCAAGCACCACAUCACCGCCGAGGAGGCCCGCGACCACAACACGCUCGUGGCCCUCAUGCCGUCGUCGAUGCGACGCAACAUUCCGAUGGGCGACGUGCUGGGCGCGGGCGAUCAGUGGACCAUAGACGGGACCGAUGUCGAGGCGGCCGACGAAAGCAGCGCCGCCGCCGCUUCCAAGGAGAACGAAAGCGAAGACAAAGCAAAGAGUGAAAGUGAGGACGGAGAAAGAAUGAAGGCGUAUGGAAGCGGCGAGGUGCACGUGUUCAAGCGGCCGGCGGUGGCCGGGCUCGCGAUCCCGUCGGCGCGCGAGCAGCCAGCCUCCGCGCUGCGAACCUAUCGGGACGAGAAGGAAAAGGAAAAGGAAAAGGCGGGCGGGAGCACCAUCAUACGCCGCGGCAUGGCCGCCAUGGCCAGCCCGAGGACCUGGCUCGGCAAGAAAGACGACAAAGAUGGAAUGCUAGCGGGGAGCCCACCGAGCGGGUCGCCGGAGUCGCACUCGCCCAAGAACGGAGAGCGACGCAAGGGGUGGUGGGACAAGAAAGAAAAAGAAAAAGACAAGGAAAACGAGAAGGGCCUCGAAGACUGCAAGAAGGAGGGCAAGUGGCGAAGCCGGAGCAAGCGCCUGAUGCGGAAGAAGCCCGACGCCGACGCCGUGGAGCCAUCGGGCGACAAGAUCGCCGCCGCCCCGCGCACCGGCCUCGCCGACGGCGGCGACGACGAUGAAGGACACAACAAGUCAACGGCAACGACAACGGCGGGCGAUGAGUCGUCAUCGGCACAGCCGGUGGAGGACGAGGAGCAGCCCUCCGAAGGCGAAGACGAAGAAGACAUCCGAGGCGAAGACGAUGACGCCGUCGCCGUCAUUCAUGGUGUCGACAGCGCCACCGCGGCGCCGGCGGCGGCAGCCACCAGGAGCAGCGACCAGCUCGACCAGGCCGUGGGCGGCGAGCCCAACAACGCCGCGGCGCCGGCGCCGGAGGCUGCGGCCGCGAAGAAGAAGCCGGCGGCGGGCCAGGAGCGGCGGCCGAGCGUGGUGGCCACCAAGACGGUGAAGAUGGCGAUGGAGGAGGAACUGCUGUCGCGCGUGAAGGAGAGAGCUCCCGACAGCGGCUCGGCCUCGGCCCUCGGUAAUGGCACAAGUGGCGGCGGUGCCGACGAUGACGACGAGGAGGAAGACGAGCUGUUCUUCUCCGAGGCUAACGAGGCCGUGGUCAUCCAGCUUCCCCAGAAGGCUGAGUGA